Neocloeon triangulifer is the source of this 2390-nucleotide messenger RNA. RefSeq lists its product as uncharacterized. The record is from RefSeq and is a predicted model, not a curated record. The transcript is spliced from 22 exons. Gene Ontology annotation, cellular component: external side of plasma membrane. Lineage: Eukaryota; Metazoa; Arthropoda; Insecta; Ephemeroptera; Baetidae. Gene Ontology annotation, biological process: biological process involved in interspecies interaction between organisms. Gene Ontology annotation, molecular function: carbohydrate binding. The coding region runs from base 90 to 2387 and encodes 765 amino acids.
CAACGCCUGAAUUCACGUCAAUCGAGGAUGUCAGCAACAUAGUUAGCCUGGAGCAAAAUGCAAGUCUGCUCUCUAGGAUUUAAGUGAAAAUGCAAUCAAAAAACUGGAAUUUGAUUGCGCUUGUAUUUUUAUGCUUGAUAAAAUUUUCAAAGCCUCAGGUUCGAAGCUCCUGUCAGCUAAGUGGUUAUGCCCAACGAUCCUCAUUCCUCUGGCAAAGCAGCAUUUUUGGUUCAUCGAGACAAAUCAAGUGCUUCUCGGAAUGUGCCUCAGAUGCAAAGAGCGGCAGCAAAAUCAAGCGCGACUUCAGCUCAAUGCAAUUUUACUUUGAACGAGUAUACAAUCCUCGACGUAUAUCUGUGAACUGUGAUUUAACUCCUAGGUUUUUAGUAACAUACUGCAAUUUAAUGUUGAAAAGAUUGGCUGUACCUCAAAUUGGCACAAGGAGAUACUUUUUUGUCCCAACUUUUGAAAUGAGCUAUUUUGAGGCGCUCAAGUUUUGCAGGAGUAGGAAUCUCCUGCUUGGCGUCACAGAUAUCAAGUCGAAAGAGCAAGAAAUAAUUGCACUGCUUGCAACCACAGGAAACCUUGACCCGACGGGGAAGGCGAAAUUUUGGGGAGAUUCUCGAGCGCAAAACGGUACUUAUUUAAUAGAUGGCAACGCUCAGUGCUCCGCGUUCUCAGUAGAGAAGUCUGGAGCCUUUGUAAAAACGGAUGAGACAUGCAAAACCAAAUUGAAAUUUUUCUGCGACGUUCCUUCACAAUGCUAUGCAGAAAUUUGCAACGCCGCAACUGGUUUAAUAAGCAGACCGGAAACAGCCACAACAUUCAUUGCCAAAUCUUGCUCAGAUCCAACUUGUCCAAAAUGCGGAUCAAAUAAUCCACCUACCUCUGCAGACGGAAUUUCUAAAACUUAUUGUGGGAAAAACUACUUCAUAUCUACUACCACGGCAAGUUUUGAGGAAGCAAUGGGAGUUUGUUGUUCGAAAAAAAUGAAUUUGCUGACAAUUGAAUCGGAAGCAGAUAUCAACUGCGUGUCUGAUCUUUUCAGAGAUAGAGAAGUGAAGAGGAUGGACAAACCAGAGUUCUGGACUUCGGCAACAAGUAACGGGUGUCCCGGUCGCUUUUCGUGGUGCACCGCUCCUUUUGCUGCAGUGCCAAAGUGGUUGUGGGCCGAAGCCGAGCCAUUGCAAAAGAACUGCGUGGUCGCAAGUCUCACCCCCAUACCAGAAGGGCAAACCUAUUCCGAAGUAGCUCUAAACACUAGAGAUUGUGCUCAGCAAUCAAAAUUCAUUUGCAUGGAGCCAGGCGCUAGUGUUUACGAAAAUGCAAUUAUUGGAAACAAAUCUUGCAACCAGGAAUGCUUUUCUGGAAAAUGUCAAUCCAAGGCUAUAGCGGGCAGUUUCAACUUUCGAGCUUCAAGUCCGGGAGUUGCUGGACCAAUAAAAACAGCCUGUGGAUUCAAUUAUUACAUAGGAAAAUCCACGAGAAGCUGGCAGGAGUCAGAAAAUGCCUGUUGCGAGGACCGUAUGGAACUAGUAAGCGUUUCGGACGAAACUGAAAUUGAGUGCAUUAGAGAGUUGUUGGGCAUAUUAAAUGACAACUGGCGGAGUGGUCCGUUUUGGGUGGGUGGAACAGACGUAAACUGCGCUCUGAACUUCACGUGGUGCAGCGCUUACAACCCUCGACUACCCUUCUCCACAAGGCAGCAACGCAUCGUUCGGCUUAACAAUCGCAAAGGCAGCAGCUGCAUUGCGCUGGACCUCAACCCGGCAAAAACUGGAUUGGUCGCCUACAAAUGCGACCAGAUGUAUCGAUACAUUUGCAGGGACCCCAGAAACUGUUUGCCACAAUGUCCUACCGCGUGCCCACUGAAUGCUGGAAAGUCGGCUGCCAUGGAAGCGGCUAGAUCUUUGAGAAUUAAAAGACAGGCUGCAACUGCAGAUGAUGAAGAUGAAGAUUCAGAUAAAAAAGGAACCGAGCAACACACUGGUAUUUUCAACUCUAUAAAUGCUUGUGGUCGAAAUUACUUGAUUAGUGAAGAUAUGCGCACAUAUUCCGAUGCAUAUUCACAGUGCUGCACUAAAAACAUGCGUCUCCUCUCCCUUGACAACAAAAAUGAAGGCGACUGCCUCAUGGACUUGUUGAAAAGUCCGGGAAAAGACACAACUUUUUGGACUUCCGCCACUGACUAUGGCUGCAAAGGAUAUUUUGUGUGGUGCGGUACUGGCGAGUAUUUCAAUGCCGUUGAUCAUGGCAAGGCUAGAAUCACUGCUGGCGACAACAAAGACUGCAUACUAUUGGAAUAUGAUUAUAAAAAGAAAUUUUUCUCGUUAAAAGACGAAGUGUGCUCUUUGAAACAAAAAUUUAUAUGUGAACCAGCCAACUAAAAG